Molecule: messenger RNA, 957 nt
Organism: Mercenaria mercenaria
Lineage: Eukaryota; Metazoa; Mollusca; Bivalvia; Venerida; Veneridae
Product: bifunctional endo-1,4-beta-xylanase XylA-like
Exons: 5
Coding region: 207-773 (188 amino acids)
Source: RefSeq, a predicted model, not a curated record
CAUCAUUUUAAGCAGCUGGAAGUAAGCUGGAAAACAGUAAUGAAAAUUAUGUUUCAAAAAGCAAUAAAUGAGUCACUCACGCAGAUAAAUAAGGAAGUGUCAUAAAAAUAUAGAAAACUAUCGAUUACAUUUCUAUUAAAUAAAUACUCUCAAUAAUCAGGUAAUUACCAUAUCAGGGAUUCACAUCACUCGAGGUUGGAUUAAACAUGUCCAAGCACGUGAAUUUCGGAUUUCUUGUGUUCCUGAUAAGUGUAGCGUACACGUACGCCGGUGGUUACCCACAUGUUCCUUGGGGUCGUGGAUCGUACGGCUAUAACGAAGGGUUUCAUGGGUCAACAUUACAUAAUUACUACCAAGGUGAUUGGGGAAACCAACGUUACCCAGAAUAUAUGGGCACUUACCAGUAUUUACAAUACAACCCUAAUGAUGGAAACAUGUGGAACCAAAUCGGAGGCGGAAACGUCUGGAAUCAAAUGGGAGGAGGCUUAGACUGGAACUACUCUGGUGGGAACUGGAACCAGCCGCAGUGGAAUUCUUGGACCAACUGGAACGGAGAUCAAGGUUGGAAUAAUGGUGUGAAUAAUAAUGGCUGGAACAAUGUCCGGAACAAUGGUUUGAACAACGGGUGGAAUAGUAACUGGAACAACGGUCUGAAUAAUGGAUGGAACAACGGUGUGAACAACAACUGGAAUAAUGGUUUGAACAAUGGCUUGAAUAAUAACUGGAACAGAGGAUGGAUUGCACAGGAAGGCCUAGCACUUCCGUCUCACUAGAAGAAAGAAAGUUAACACAUAUUUCGAUAUUCUGAAGUCAAGAAAAUACAAUGUGUCAUCGACAGAAUUAAAUUUUAUACCAAUAUCAAUUCGUGUGUAUGCUCUAGUGAAGAUUAAAAAAUGGAAUGAAUAGCAUUGUUCAAUAUGAUGGCUGUUACAAACCUUUCCUUGCAUGCACUCUGUC